Molecule: messenger RNA, 2063 nt
Organism: Phalaenopsis equestris
Lineage: Eukaryota; Viridiplantae; Streptophyta; Magnoliopsida; Asparagales; Orchidaceae
Product: putative WEB family protein At1g65010, chloroplastic
Exons: 4
Coding region: 445-1932 (495 amino acids)
Source: RefSeq, a predicted model, not a curated record
UUCGGCCCUCACAAAGAAAACAUUUCAUUUGCGGUAAUCCCAAUCAACGUCACGAUCAGAAUGCUGAGCGGCACUUCCACGGCGCCACUGAAGAUCCAACGGUUAUAAUAGUCUGUCUCGUAUUUGCCUCCGAGUCCGAGAGACAGCUUCCAACAGCUUUCCUCCCUCUACUGAAGGAGUACUUUUUCGUUCCUCGCCGUCUAGACUCUUCCCUAGCGCGGAUUUCUCCUCUCUGUAUUCCAUUUUCCUACCCAACGUGACUUCGAGGAAAAGAGACGCUUUGCAACCUUGUGAGCUCCGGUAUUUCUGAUUUCAAUUUCUAGUUUUCAUGAGAAAUUACUGGAGGGAGAUUGCUCAAGGUGAAAACUUGUAGAUUGAGGGUCUUCUUAAAGGCAGGGAAGGAUACCUUCAUCGGCUUCCAAUCCGGAUAGAAGUUUGGUCAACAUGUCCAUGGGGUCUUUUGUUUCACCUGAAUUCCAUGAUUCGGUACUUUCGAAGGUUUCUGAGUGGAAUCCCUUUGGAAAACUCCCAUCUUUUCAAGAGACACAAAGAUCUGCAGAAGUUUCUGAAACACAACAAAAAUUGAGCGAACUCCAAGAGGAGCUCAGGAGGACAACGGAGGAGAGAUCCCUUGAUCUUGAGGAGUUUGCUAAAUUGAAAAAUAAAAAUGGAAAAUCCAUGCAGAGCAUGGAUAAGAUUCGGUUCAUAGAAUUACAAGCUGAAAAAGCAAUGGCAUCAGAAAAAAAAAUGCUCGAGUCCAUGGUUCAUCAGACCAGACAGCUUGAGCAAACCAAGAUUUCACUUGAAGAGGCUAAGUUAGAGGUAAGGAAUCUUCAAGAGAACAUUAAAAUGCUGGAGAAUUCAACUGGCAUAAGCCGUCGAAGUUCAGAUAACAGGGAAUCAUUAGAACCUGUUGGUACCCAUGAGGAGAUAAGGCAGCUUAGAAAUGAUCUUAGGUUGGCACUGGAGGCAGAAGAGAAAAGCAGGAAAGCCAUGGAUGAUUUUGCCGUUGCACUCAAGGAAGUAACUACCGAAGCCAACCAAACAAAUGCUGAGCUUGCCAUAAUCCAAUCUGAGUUAGAGAAAAAAAGAGAAGAAGCUAGAUGUGAUAAUUCUUUGCUAAAAAGCACCGAGCAAAAGCUACUGGAGGCCUUGGAUGUGUACAACAGAUUGAAGUUGGAAUAUGAGGAAUAUGUUGCUGCUUGGAUGGAGAAAGAGGAAAACUUGGUAAAUUGCGUAAGGAUUUCUGAAGAACAUCUCGCUAAGGAGAAGCAGGAGAACAUUCGGAUGAAUAAUGCCUGGAAAACUGCGAGGGAAGAGAAUGCUAAGCUCCGAGAAAUAAUCAAACAGGCGUUUAGUGAGGCUACCACGGUAAAGGAAGAACUGGAGAAUGCUCGAAAUGAGAAUUCUAAGCUAAAGAAUCAGCUUUUUGAGAAGGAAAGUGUAUUGCAGCAAACAAGGCAAGAUUACGAUAGCCUAAAAGUUAGUGAAGCUGCUGCUCUUGAUCGUGUGAGGGAGAUGAAAAGUUUACUUGCAUCUUCUUCAGCUGCAGAUUCAAAUAAGACCUCAAAGUUCUCAGAGAUUAGGUCACUUCAACUUUCAAAAUCAACAAUUCAUGGUGCAAAGACGAAUAAGUGUUUGAGAAUUUUCCCUUCUGAGAAGUGGAAAACUGGUUACUAUUCAGUUAGCGGCAGCCGCAGGCUUGCCAUUGGGGAGUCAGGGAGGUUGAAGGGAUAUAGUUUUGCUAAGGAGGGAUCGCGAACUUCCUGUAGCAGUGUCUCUGAUAUUCAACACCCUUGUUCCAAAGUUGAUAGUGGAAACAUAAACUUAGAAGCUGAUGAUUUAGACGGUGGGAAAAAGAGAAGUAAGAAAAAGAUGACAGUUUUGGACAGACUUACAGGUUCAUUGAGGAGGAGAAGCACUGGGAAUUAGUCAUACACUCAAGCAUUUCGAUGUGAAUGAAAUUUGAUUGAAAUUGUAUGUUUACCUUUACUUCUGUUGAUCAUUAUUAUUUCUUUGUUUUUUUCUGUGUUCUUAAUUUACAGAGUAAACCAAAGAUAUGC